Molecule: messenger RNA, 1937 nt
Organism: Dipodomys ordii (Ord's kangaroo rat)
Lineage: Eukaryota; Metazoa; Chordata; Mammalia; Rodentia; Heteromyidae
Gene: Lpxn
Product: leupaxin
Exons: 9
Coding region: 95-1255 (386 amino acids)
Biological process (GO): negative regulation of B cell receptor signaling pathway; transforming growth factor beta receptor signaling pathway; endothelial cell migration
Source: RefSeq, a predicted model, not a curated record
UGUCUCAUUCAGUUCCUUUGCGGUCCCCUUCUUCACCACAUCCCAGAGCAGUUCUUCACAACCAUUCCGACAAGAGCAUCUUGAGUUUAAGACAAUGGAGGAGUUGGAUGCCUUAUUGGAGGAGCUAGAACGCUCUACCCUCCAGGACAGUGAUGAAUAUUCCAACCUAGAACCAGUUUCCCUGGAUCAGCAUCCCCAAAGGGAGAAUAACAUUGCUGAGAUUUCAAAGACCUCACCUGAUCAGGGUCACACAAGUCCCUUGAAGGCGCAACUUGUGGAUACUUCUAAUAUCCAGAAGUCCAAUGUCUACAGUGAAAUCCAAGAGCCAAAGAAAUCACUACCACCACCUAAAACCCCAGCAGCUGCUCAGCUGGAUGAACUCAUGGCCCACUUGAGUGAAAUGCAAGACAAGAUUGUAGUGAAAGCAGAUGCCAGCAAGAAGCACUUACCGGACAAGCAGGAUCACCAGGCCUCCUUGGACUCAAUGCUUGGGGAUCUGGAGCAGGAAUUACAAGACCUUGGGAUUGCCACAGUGCCCAAAGGCCAUUGUGCUUCCUGUAGGAAACCAAUUGCAGGAAAGGUAAUUCAUGCUCUGGGGCAGUCGUGGCAUCCAGAGCACUUCAUCUGUACUCACUGCAAAGAAGAACUUGGUUCCAGUCCCUUCUUUGAGCGGAGUGGCUUGGCCUACUGCCCCAAGGACUACCACCAUCUCUUUUCUCCUCGCUGUGCCUACUGUGCUGCCCCCAUUUUGGAUAAAGUGCUGACAGCAAUGAACCAGACAUGGCAUCCAGAGCACUUCUUCUGCUCUCACUGUGGGGAGGUAUUUGGUGAAGAAGGCUAUCACGAGAAGGACAAGAAGCCAUAUUGCCGAAAGGAUUUCUUAGCCAUGUUCUCACCCAAGUGUGGUGGCUGCAACUGCCCAGUGUUGGAAAACUACCUGUCCGCCAUGGAUACUGUGUGGCACCCAGAAUGCUUUGUGUGUGGGGACUGCUUUAGCAGUUUUUCUACUGGCUCCUUCUUUGAACUUGAUGGACGGCCAUUCUGUGAGCUCCAUUACCACCAACGCCGAGGAACCCUCUGCCAUGGAUGUGGGCAGCCCAUCACCAGCCGCUGCAUCAGUGCCAUGGGGCACAAGUUCCAUCCCGAGCACUUUGUGUGUGCCUUCUGCCUGACACAGCUGUCAAAGGGCGUCUUCAGGGAGCAGAAUGACAAGACCUAUUGUCAAUCCUGCUUCAAUAAGCUCUUCUCACUAUAAACGUACCCAAUUCACAGCCUCUUUAAAUAGCUCAUAGAAUUUAGACCAAGACAAGAAAGAAUACAUUGCUGUCAUUGACCUGCUCAGUAGUUUUACAGAGAAUGAAAAGGUGAUGAACAAAUACAGAAACUCUGGGUGUUACAUGACUAGGUUUGCGAUCUUUUCAGACUCUUACUUUAUUUUAAAUUCAGGUACUUGGAUUUAGAUCUAGAUUCUGCUGGCUGGUUCCCCCGCAGAUGUAUUUCACAUAUCUAUUUUCACAAUCUGUUCCUCUACUGCUGCUCUCUUCCUCUCCCUCUAUAUCUUUCCCUCUAUAUCUGAGCAUGGUCAGAUCUGCUGUGCCCCCCCAGAACUUCCCUUCUUCAAGCUUUCCUCAUUUCCCCGUGAAUCAGUGUUGCAUCAUCACUACCUUGCUUGCUUAGGUUUUAUGGUAGAGCUCAUAAGCAUUUUGUGUCUUCUUUCAACGACAUUUCUCUUUUUCAGGGGGAAGUAGAUUUUAACUAACAGCUUUGAUAAAAUGACUUGUGGUUUGAAUGACUCAUUGUCAUAUUACUUGGUAACUAAACUUUCUGUUUGCCAAGUUAACUAGACAAUAUUUGCAAUUAAAGUAAUAUCCUCUCUUUUUCCUUCCACAAAACAGGCACUUUAAAAAAUAAGAUGAAAUUAAAUGAAGAGGCCCUUA